AUGUAUACGACAAUUGCAAUAUCACAAUUAUUACAGGCAAGAAUUUAUGGUGGAACUGAGACUGGAGUUAAUGAAUUCCCGAUGAUGGCAGGAUUAAAAUCAGAUGACAGACGUGGUAUCUUUUGUGGUGCAGUGAUCAUUUCAAACCACAGAGCCAUGACAGUCCAACAUUGCCUUGCUCAUGUGAAUUCCAACAGCAAUUUAAGGCUUAUCGUGGGGGAGCAUAAUAUAAAAAUUGAAGAUGAGACUCCAUACACCAAGGAAUAUGAGAUUGAGAGUUUCACGUGUAUGGGUGGUUGUGAGAGGCCAAGUGGGAUUAUUGAAUUUACUGCUGACCUGGCUCUAGUCAAGACGAAGGAAGAAAUUAUUUUUAAUCAUGGAGUAGGAAUAACAUGUCUUCCUUGGAGACAUUACAAUGAAGAUUACGAUGAAUACGCUGGUCAGAAGGUUGAGGUAGCCGGUUGGGGAUGGACGGAACAUAACUUUGGGCCUGAUGCUCUUCAAAAAGUCACUCUAGAUGUGAUAACUUUGUCAUCCUGUCGUGAUACUUGGACUGCAGAUAAUAUCACAUCUGCAAAAAUGUGUACACUGACAACAGAUAAAGACACCUGCAAUGGCGAUUCCGGGGGAAGUAUUUUCUGGACAGCACCAGACAAUGGACACCUUUACUCAAUAGCACAUAAGAAGCCCAAAAUGCCCCAAGUAGCAGCUCAAGAAGCCCAAGAAGUGCAGCAGACUAGAGAAGUAGGUCAAAAGCCCAAGCCAUUUGUUUUGGGAGGAGAUGAAAGACGCAAAUGGAGGUUAUGGGAAGCUUCCUUUGGCUGGUAUGCCAACAACAUUGAGCUCAGUAAAAUGUCCGGAAGCAAGCAGGUGACAAUUUUUCUGUCCUGUUUGGGGCCAGAGAUCAUAGACAUCCUUGACAGUUUUGAUUUGACGGAGAAUCAGAUGACGCAACUUUCCACAGUCAAAGAGAGAUUUCGGGCACACUUCAAUGCUCAAGAUAAUCCAGCAUAUGAGGCCUGGGUAUUCAAUAAAUCUGAUCAAGAAGAGGGAGAGACGUUCACCGACUACGUGACAAAGCUCAAAGCUCAGGUAAAAAGGUGCAGUUUUACCGAAACAGGCAGCAAUUUGGUCAAUAGAUUGGUGCGUGAUAGAAUAAUCAGUGGAGUGAGAUCAGAGACACUCAGAACAAAGCUACUGGAGGAACAUAAUCUCUCUUUGGAGAAAGCAGUGAGUAUGGGCAAGGCUCAUGAGGCAGCUGUUAGUCAGAACAAGAAGAUUGCAGAAGAUUUCCGUGAAGUAAAAAGUGAGGUUAACCUUGUUAAACGUGGGGCUGCUGCGCAAAAGCGCAAAACAUGUGCUUGGUGUGGGAGAGAACACAAGCCGAGAGAAUGUCCAGCAUACGGAAAAACUUGUGGAAAAUGUGGAAAACUCGGGCAUUUUAAAGAUGUUUGUCGCAGUAAGGCUUCUGCAAGGACCAGGAAGGUUGAAAAGGAGAUCGAUGAUUCUGAAAGUGACUGCAGCGAAGAAAAAGUUGUGGAUUCACUUAAAGUGUUUCAAGUCGGUGGGAAGGCUGAUGGUGAUAGAUGGACCGAAAAAGUGAUGUGUGGGCGUAAGAGAAUCAAAGUGGCAAUUGAUACUGGAGCUCAAUGCAGCGUGAUGUCAGCGAAGACAGCUAAUUUAAUAGGAGUAGGUUCUGUGCAGAAAUCUCCAAUCAAGAGGCUAGUAACGUACAGUGGAGACAAGAUACUGGUAAAGGGUAGAGCGUUUGUGGAUUGUGUGAUUCGUGGGGAGACAUUCCGAAUUUCUUUCCAAGUGGUAGACAAGGAUUGUGCUACCAUUUUGGAUGGUGAUUCUGCUGUGAAAGCCAAGUUGAUUACUCGCAUUCAACAAGUGACAGCUGACCGGGCAGAGGACUCCACCUAUGGAUUUGAGCCCUUGCGAGAUCUCGUAAACAGUGAUGAAGAUUACAAGUGGAAGUCAGAGCAUCAGAAGGCUUUUGACACUAUUAAAAAGAGUCUUCAGGAAGCGCCUGUGCUGCAGUAUUUCAAGGUGGGCGAUCCAGUAGUGCUCUCGGUUGACAGCUCUUCGAGAGCCUAUGGAGCGGUAUUGAUGCAAAAUGGCUUGCCGGUGGCAUAUGCAACAAGAAGUUUGACAUCAGCAGAGCAAAACUAUCCGCAACUGGAAAAAGAGGCAGGUGCUAUUCGGUUUGGAUGUACAAAAUUUCACAGUUAUAUUUGGGGUGCGGCAGUCACCAUUGAAACUGAUCAUAAACCGUUAGAAGUAAUCUUCAGGAAGCCAAUGGUUGAUGCUCCACCGAGACUCAGAAGAAUUCUAUAUGAUGUCAAACCUUAUGCACCCAAAGUUGUGUACAAACCAGGAAAGGAGAUUCCAGUCGCAGAUGCAUUGAGCAGAAUUUGUGCUUCUGAAGAGGCAACGUCAGAGGAAAUCUUGGCUGAUGAGAGGGAGGUUUAUGCGAUUUCAUGCCUGGAGAAGUCAGCAGAAAUUCGUUAUAAAAACGCUACUUUGGAGGACAAAACUCUUCAGGAUCUGAUGCGAUAUAUUAAGACAGGAUGGCCAGAUCACGCGAAUCAAGUUAAACAAUCAGUAAGAAGCUAUUUUACGUUUAAAGAGGAGCUCUCGGAGUAUGAAGGAAUAGUCUACAAAGGCGAAAAGAUUGUGAUACCGGAAGCAGAAAGGGCAACUUUGCUUAAACUUAUCCACAAAGGUCAUAACGGUAUUAAUUCAAGUAUUCGAUUGGCAAGAGAGUUUCUAUACUGGCCCGGCAUGGCAGCUGAUAUUAAAAAUUUUGUGGAAAAAUGUCGGGUGUGUCAGCAAACACAAGCAGCGAAGCAGAAGGAAGAGAUUUUCUUGAAGAAGAUUCCUGAAUAUCCGUUCCAGAUUGUGGCUAGUGAUUUGUUUCAUUUCGCUACAUAUGAUUUUGUGCUCCUUGUGGAUUCAUUCAGUGGAUUCUACGAGUUCAAGAAACUGCCUGAGGCUAGUUCUGAAGAAGUCAUUCGUUUUCUAAAGGAGAAAUUUGCUUUACUUGGUUGUCCAGAAGAGUUACAUACAGACGGAGGACCUCAGUAUUCGUCAAAAGCGUUUACCCAAUUUGCAAGAGAUUGGGGAUUCAAACAUGAAAAAUCCAGUCCUGGAUUUCCACGUGCCAAUGGGUUGGCUGAGCGCUAUGUUCAGAAGGCAAAAAAGUUGAUUAAGAAGUGUUCAUUAAGCGGUGAAGACAUUCAUCAUGCGCUUCUAGUGCAACGGAACGUGCCCAAAGAAAAUCUUGGUUCGCCGAUGGAACGAUUGAUGGGAAGAAGAACACGUACAAAUUUGUGUGCUGCAAAGGAGUUGCUUUCCCCAAAAGAUACGCCAAAUGUCACGGAAAUGUUGCAGAAGUGUCGAGAGAAACAGAAAGUCUACGCUGAUCGCGGAGCGAAAAGAUUCAAAGAGUUAAAAAUUCAAAGCAGAGUCAGGAUGCAGAAUACAGAUGGUUCAUGGUCGUCUGGAACGGUGAAAGAAAAAAAGGGGGAAAGAUCAUAUGUCGUGGUGUUGGAUGAUGGUCGUGAACUAUGGAGAAAUAGCCAUUUCAUUGAGCCAACAAAGUCAGCAGGACCAAUCAUUCCAGAUAGAUUUGUGAAGUUCCCGGAUCUUGUUGGAGAGGCGGAGUCUACAGAACAGACUGAAGUGCAGGCAACCGCAGAAGUUGAAGAAGGACUAAGUCAGCAACCAAGGCCGAACGGUUCGCAAAUUAGAGAGGAGCAGCCUGGACCAUCUACAGGACGUUAUGUCACUCGAUCUGGUAGAGAAGUUAAGCCACCUGAGAAAUUGAAUUUGUGAGUCGUUAACUAUAUUCUUUAUUUGAUUAUUUGAAUCCAAUGAAGUCAGUCACUAUUAAAUUUAGAAGAGUGUUUUCAAUCUAAUUAAAUAUUUCAAAUGGAGUUGCUUAUUUAAAAGAGAAAGGAUGUGACGUGGUGAAUUUAACAGUGUAUAACUGUCAGUUGAAAUAGAGUUGAGUUGAGAGUGCCG
Messenger RNA from Phlebotomus papatasi, 4029 nucleotides. RefSeq lists its product as uncharacterized. Gene Ontology annotation, biological process: proteolysis; DNA integration. The record is from RefSeq and is a predicted model, not a curated record. The transcript is spliced from 5 exons. The coding region runs from base 1 to 3840 and encodes 1279 amino acids. Gene Ontology annotation, molecular function: serine-type endopeptidase activity; nucleic acid binding. Lineage: Eukaryota; Metazoa; Arthropoda; Insecta; Diptera; Psychodidae.